Molecule: messenger RNA, 4934 nt
Organism: Parasteatoda tepidariorum (common house spider)
Lineage: Eukaryota; Metazoa; Arthropoda; Arachnida; Araneae; Theridiidae
Source: RefSeq, a predicted model, not a curated record
GUUUGAAAACUCCUUGAUCUUGGCGUGUACUUCAUUAUUGUCAAGCCGGAAGUUAUAGUUCUCUACAAUAUUUAUUGUGGUAGUGAGAAAACAAUUAAGAUAAUAUGUUAAAACAAGAUGAAAUGGACGAAGGAAGAGUUCCUUGCCCGGAAUGCCAAGAGAGCUUCACAUCCCGAAGCAACAUGCUACGUCAUCACCGUUCCAUACAUGAAGAUAAGCGACUUCAGUGCCCAGAAUGUCCUAAAACCUUCGCCAGAACGGAUGACUUAAAAUGUCACCGUUUCAGUGUGCAUGAACGGAAAGCUGUUGUUUCCCCGUUCACUGCUUCCAAGCAGCCUCGUCUAGAUAUUCUUACUGCACAUCAGAACACUGCUUCGAAUGUUGUUCCUGCUCGUCCAUCAACGUCCCGUGCUACUUCUCUGGUUCCCGAUCAUUCCACAUCUGCCUUUGAAGGGAGGGUAAAAAAUAUUCUUCUUCCCAAUAAUGACAAGAUUAAAGACAUGCCGAAGUUUCUAGAACUCAAGCGAGAAAAUUUUGUAAGAAUAGUAACUUCUCACCUCGUUGACUAUGAACUGAAAGUGAAUGUUAAAUUUCUGUGUCAUUACCAAAAAGUGGCUCAAAGUGGUAUUAUCAGCGAGGGGAAAAAUUUCAAAACAGAAAAUACAGUCAUUACACCUUCUACUAAUAUCCACGAAGUAUAUAGUGCAAAGGUGGAUGAAAUUCUGGCGGAAGCAGAUGAUUUUGAAACAAAAGGAUCUGGAUGGACCCUUGAGGAAAUCAUCAAUUUAGAAGUAUGGUUAAACAAGUACAAUCCACUUCACGGUUCUUCUUACAUUGAUUUACCACUAGUGAUAGAGCAAAAGCACGCCAUCAUCAACGUGCAUAACACCGACAACCGGUGCUUUAUGUGGGCUGUACUCUCUGCUCUCCACCCCGUACCAGAUCAUGCUUCUCGAUGCCAGAAAUAUGAGCCUUACAUCCCCACUCUGGACUUUACAGGAAUAGAGUUUCCUGUGAAAUUACAAGAUGUGCCGAAAUUCGAGAAACUGAAUGGACUUUCCAUCAAUGUGUUCGGGUUGAAAGAGAAUAAUGAAGUGUAUCCUCUUGUCAUCACGAAGGUAAAGAAAUCUACGAAGGUAAAGAAAUCUCGUCAUAUUAACCUAAUGUACCUCACCAAUGCCUCAUCCUCACACUACGCCUGGAUCAAGAACUUGUCUCGGCUCGUCUCCAGACAAUAUAGCAAACACAAGACAAGCCAUGUUAUCUGCGAUUGUUGCCUGCAGUUCUUCCAAACGGAAACAAUGCUCCGUCGUCAUCAACUUAGCUGCAGCCAGGUGCAAGUGCGGAUGCCCGAGGAUAAGUGGCUAUCCUUUAAAAAUUUUAAAUAUACGCAACCGGUACCAUUUGUCAUCUACGCUGACUUUGAAUGUCUCCCACAACCUCUAGACUCCUGUUCACCUGAUGCUAAAGGCUCUUUUACGGUGGCAUAUCAGAAGCACGAGCCGAUCAGUUUCUGCUAUUACAUUGCCUCGACAAUGGGAACAUAUAAGGAACCAUUUAUCUACCGGGGUCCUGAUGCCGGGAAAGUUUUUAUGGAGAGAAUGAAAUUGGAGGCUGAAGAUAUUCAUCAAAUAUACAAUAAUCCUCUGCCCAUGAACCCAUUGACUCAAGUACAACGGCGAGAAUUCGAUACGGCUACACAUUGCUAUACCUGUAAAAAAAAAUUCUCCAGGAACGAUUAUAAGGUGAUGGACCACGACCAUCAAACCGGAAAACUUCGCGGAAUAUCCUGCAAUACAUGCAACUUGAAGGUAAGUACACCUAACUUCAUCCCGGUGUUUUUUCACAACUUCUCCGGAUAUGAUAGCCAUCUUUUCAUCAAGGAACUGGGAGGGGAUGAUGGGGAUAUCACCGUCAUCCCGGAGAACACGGAAAAGUACAUCUCCUUCUCAAAGCAAGUGGGAAACGGACUUAGUCUUCGAUUUUUGGACUCUUUCCGAUUCAUGUCAAGCAGCCUCGACCAGCUCGCUAAUAACUUAUCGGAAGACCAGUUCAGGCUGAUUCAGAGAUACUUCUCUCCUUCUCAAGUUCCUCUACUGCUUCGAAAGGGUGUGUACCCUUAUGAUUACAUCUGCCACCCGGAUAAGUUUGCUGAGACUUCAUUACCUCCUAGGAGAGCUUUCUAUAAUCGUCUUAAUGAGGCCAGCAUCACUCAGGCAGACUAUGAGCAUGCUCAUCGAGUAUGGGAUACUUUUGAGUUAAAGAAUCUUGGUGAAUAUGCUGACUUGUACAUCAAGUCAGAUGUUUUACUGCUUGCGGACAUCUUUGAAAAUUUCAGAGAUGUUUGCAGGAAAACAUAUGGACUGGAUCCCGCUUGGUAUUACACGGCUCCAGGACUGUCAUGGGACGCUAUGUUGAAGAAAACUGAAGUCAAACUUGAGCUGUUGGUGGACUAUGAUAUGCAUCUGUUUGUGGAGAGUGGUAUCCGCGGUGGUAUCUCUCAGUGCUCCCACCGACACAGUCGAGCCAACAAUCCAUAUAUGGGGACGGAUUACGAUAAAGACCUACCAACAAAUUAUCUCCUGUAUUUAGAUGCAAAUAACUUGUAUGGCUGGGCCCAAACCCAGUACCUCCCACUGAAGGAUUUCAAGUGGAUAAACCCUGAAACGGACAUCUUGGAGACGCCACUUAACAGCUCAGUUGGAUAUAUCCUGGAAGUUGAUUUAGAAUAUCCGGAUUCCCUUCACGAUCCUCACGCGGAUCUACCACUCGCGCCUGAAAAAAAAAUUCCACCUGGCUGUAAAGAAAAGAGGCUCCUGACCACCUUGGACAACAAGAAGAGGUACGUGCUGUACUACCGGAAUCUUCAACUUUAUAUCAAGCACGGCCUUAAACUCAUCAAGAUACACAGGAUCCUCCAAUUCACACAGUCUCCAUGGUUAAAACCAUACAUCGAUUUAAAUACCACCCGCCGAACAGAUGCAACCAAUGAUUUCGAGAAGAACUUCUUCAAAUUGAUGAACAACGCAGUGUUCGGAAAAACCAUGGAGAACAUCAGACGUAGACGACUGGAUGUGAAACUUUGUGGAAAUGCGCAAAAGGCGGAAAAACUCAUCGCCCGAUCUAACUUCCAGGAUCGCACCAUUUUGUCUGAAGAUCUCGUAGCGUUCCAUAUGAGGCGGAAAACCCUAAUCUUUAACAAGCCAAUUGCCGUCGGGAUGGUCAUACUCGAUGUUUCAAAAACAUUAAUGUAUGAUUUCCACUACUCCGAGAUGUUACCAAGAUAUCAAGGACGUCUUAAACUUCUCUACACGGAUACGGACAGCUUCAUCUAUAACAUCACCACUCCAGAUGUGUAUGCGGACAUGAGGAAAAACUUGGAGCUCUACGAUACUUCAGACUAUCCUGCGAACAAUGUCUACGGCAUCCCCUUAAUCAACAAGAAGGUUCUUGGAAAGAUGAAAGAUGAGACCAAGGGGCAGAUUAUGACGGAAUUCGUUGGCCUGAGGUCUAAGAUGUAUGCAUAUACCGUCGGUGCCCAGGUGACAAAGAAACUGAAAGGAGUUAAGAAGACAGCCAUAGAUCGGAAAAUUGAUUUCGAGGAUUACAGGCAGUGUCUAUUUGAAAACCAAGAGCUCAGAAUUUCGGAAAAUCACAUACGUACAGAAAAACAUAAAGUCUACUCGAUUACUUCCAAUAAGUUGGCACUGUCUUCUCAAGAUCAGAAAAGACACGUCCGUGAAGACAGAAUCAGCACCAUUCCAUUUGGACAUUGUUCAUUACGCAGAAUAGCUCACAAUUAAAAAAGGGAAUAAAAAUAUUAAUUUAAAAAAAAAGAUAAAAUAGAUAGAAUAAGUUAGAGCCGAAAAACUAUAAAUAGCGUUGAAAAAAUUAUAUCAUUUCAUUCAUCAUGGACGUUUUGAAGUUGAAGCAUCCCUUUACGAUGAUCUUGGUUGGACCAACCGGUAGUGGCAAGAUCCAUUACAUACAGUGAUUGAAAACCGCAUGAUAAAGCCAUUCCCAAAACAUAUUGUUAUGGAAUAUAUCAAAAGUUGUAUAGUGAAAUACUUAAUGUUAUUUUCCACGAGGGUCCUCCAUCUGAUUUAAAUCAAAAUUCAAAUGCACUAAUUGUAAUUGAUGAUCUCAUGAGUGAAUUGGGAAAUGAUUCACAGUUGACAAAAUUAUUUACAAAAUAUUCUCCUCAUAAAUCGCUAAGUUUUGGUGGAUCUUUGAGGUGCAAAACAUUUUUCAUAAAGGGAAAGAAACGAGAGAAAUUUCUUUAAAUGCUCAUUAUUUCGUAUUAUCCAAGAAUCGAAAAGACGAAUCACAAGUCACACAUUUAAGACGUCCGCCUUCAGUUGUAUCCUCGUAAACUAAAAUUUUUUCAAGAAUGCUAUGCAGAUGCUACUUCAAAAACUUUUGGAUAUUUAUUCAUUGACUUAAAAUGUGAUACAAAUGAAUCGUUGCGCACUGGAAGAUACUUAUUAUAUGUAUCAACCUCGAUAACUUCAUUUCGACGGUGAAAUUUAAAAUAGCAAGAUGUCUGCCGUAGUGAUUGACUUUGAAGGUUUUCCACUUCCUCACGGAAAUUAUAUCAUUAAAAAACUUGCUUUUCAUGCCGUAGAGGGUUAUUCCAUCUCCGGAGUACAUAUAGUGCGGCUUUGAGGAGAAAAGCUCCCGACAAAAAGUUUGGGACUGUCUGCUGCUAUGGUAACGAGUGAGAUAACAUUUAUAAUGGGGUGUAAUGGAGGAAUGAAGGAGUCGAUUGGUCUACCAGAUUGGCUGCUUUAUCCGCUUUCAAGAGACCUCUUCAAAUUUUUGAAUUAAUAUUUAGACAAUCUUUUGCUUUUUCUUAGGGAGAAAAAAUAAUAUAGGCUUAUACGACACCGUAUUUUCAUUUAUACUUUUAUUCGAUAUGCGUUAAUUUAUUUGGA